AUGCAAACUGAGAAGGAGAGUCAGGGGGAUAAGGUAAGGAAGAAGGAGCUGGAGACUGAGAGAAAGCAUGAGGGGGAUAAAGAGAAAGAGAAGGAGAGAGGGAGGGGAAAUAGAGAAGAUAUCCAGAAGACGGAAGAACAUCAGGUGGUGAUAGAGAGGGAGAGGAAGAUGGAGAAUGAGAGGCAGAGUCAACAUCCUUGGCAAGGGAAGGAGAUAAAGAAUGAGAAAAAGAAAGAAAGUGAUCAAGAAAAGAAAGAAAGUGAUCAAGAAGAGACCGGGAAGAAGAUAGAGAAAGAGGUAGAAAAAACUGUCCAAAGUGUGCAGAGAGACAGCAUAGGACCGGUGAUGACAGAUGAUCAGGACACGACCUCACCCAGCCCAAGCACUGGUUUUAAACAUGACUCAAUCCCCAGACCUGACUCCUCAGGACCAGAUCAAAAAUCAAACUCCAUCCCUAGACCUGCCACCAAUCCCAGCCCAAGAUCUAGCUCAGACACCAGCCGUGGAUAUAUUUCAAGUCCUUCCUCCAGCUCAACCUCUAGCCCCAGAUCUUCCUCCAUCUCCAGCACAAGGACAAGCUCAAGCCUUAACACAAGCUCCAGUCAAAGGACCAUCUCCUCUUUACCUCACCAGGGAACCACCAGGUCUGACCCCAUCACAACCCCAAGUUCAGGCACCAGCUACAGGACUGCCAGAACCAGCCCAAGUAUCACAACAAGCACAAACCAAACAACCACCAGCUCAUCAAAAAGGACUACUAGCCCAAGAAACAGACCUGUCCAGAAGCACAAGCCCAACCAAGCUAAACAGGCCAUCAGACCCAGACUUAAGUCCAGACCACCCAGCCCAACUAGCUCCUCCAGUUCAACGGCCAGCUUCACUAGCCUCAGCUCAUGGACCACCACCACCAGCUCCAGCCCUGCAUGGACAAGGACAAAAACAACAACAGGACUCAGCACUAAACCUACACUAAAACCUAAACCAGGCCAAAAGCCUAUUCCAGGCCUAAGACCUAAACCUGGACCAAAACAAAGGCCUGUUCUAAAGCCCAGCCCAACCAGCUCAUCCAGCUUCAACUCUAAGACCACUCUCAGAACUGGCUCAACUUCAACCCCUACUUGUAGCCUUAGCCCUGCAAUCAGCUUUACAAGACCCAGUCUACAGUCCACUAAGACAAGUACCAGCCAAAUCAGCACCAUGCCGGGACACUCUUCAGCCACCACCACUAGUCCUAGCUCAAAGAUUACCAGCCCAAGCUACAGGACCACUAGUUCCAUCCCUGUGGCCAGCAGUAGCAGUAGCUCAACUCCAGGAACUACAACCACUGCUAGACCUAGCCCAAGGAUUACCAGUCCAAGCUCCAGAAUUGGGUCCCGGUGGACCCCCAGACCUGACCUAAAGCCAAAACCAGGCACGAGGCCUAUUCCAGGCCCCAGACCAAAACCUGGAUCAAAACCAAAGCCUGUCCUGAAGCUCAGACCAUCACGUCCAACUGGCUCCUCCAGCUCCAUUCCAGAGGCCAAUCCCAGAACUGGUUCUCCUCCAGCCACCACCAUUAACCUUAGCCCACAGGCCAUCUGUUCAAGCAUCCAGGCCAGCACUUCCAGCUCAAGUUCAACUCCAGAAACAACAACCACCACAAGCCCCAGCCCAAGGAAUGGCGUCACUUCUCUCAGCUUAAGGUCCACUAGUACUAGCUCCAGCCCUGAGAGGACAUAUGUCCAAAACCCUGAACCCAACACAACGACUACCAGACCUAGGAUUAAGCCCCGACCUGGCCUGCAGCCCAGACCUGACCUACAGCCCAAACCCGGCCUAAAACCUGAACUACAGCCCAAACCAGGCCCAAAGCCUAUUCCAGGCUUAAGGACUAAACCUAGACCACAAUCAAAGCUCAUCUUAAAGCCCAGACCACCCAGCCCAACCAGCUUCAAUCCAAAGACCAGUAACAUAAAUGAUGCAACUUUAAUCCCCACCACUAGCCUCAGCCCUGGGAUCAGAAGCCACAGUUGUCAGACCACGACGACAAGCCAAAGUAGCACCACACCGGGCCACUCUCCAGGCACCACCUCAAAGAUAACUAACCCAAGUUACAAUACCACUAGUUCCGGCCCUGGGGCCAACCUCAGCAGUAGCAGUACCCCAACUCCAGGAACUACUACCUCCGCUAGACCUAGCUCAAAGAUCACCCGUCCAAGAUCCAGAAUUGGGUCCUGGUGGACUCGCAGACCCGGCUUAAAGCUCAAACCAGGCACAUUAACAAUUCCAGGACCCAGACCCAAACCUGGACCAAAGCUCAAACCUGCCUUUAAGCCCAGACCACUCAGUCCAACCAGCUCCUCCAAACCUGGCUCAACUCCAGACACCAACACUAGCCUCACCCCAAAGACCACCAGUCCAAGCUCCAGGACUACUAGCUCCAGCACAGGGAUUAGCUUUACCCCCACUCCAGGCAGUCUCAGCAGAACCACACCAAGUCAAUCUCCAUCAACCACCACUAACUCUAGCUCAAAGAUCACCAGUUCAAGGAUCACACUAAACCAAACCAAAACCACCCCUAGCCCCAGCUCAAUGACCAGCUUCACUAGCCUCAGCUCAAGGACCCCCAGUACCAGCAUUAGUCCAGAGACAAAUUCUGCACAACAUCCUGAAACCAGCUCAACAAUCCCCAGACUUAGCAUUAAAUCCAAACCUGGCCUAAAACCCCAACCAGACCAAAAGCUCAAGCCAGGCCCAAGCCCUAUUCCAGGUCCAAGACAUAAACCGGGACCAAAACUUAAACCUGUCCUGAAGCCCAGAACUGCUCCAAAGCCCUGGUCUAAAACCACCACCCAAGGUCAAAGGACCACUUCUCCCACACCUAGCCCCAAGACAUCUAGUACCUCAAGCCAAAGGACCACGACUGACCCCAGCCCACAAUUGACCGCAAUCCCUGGCUCAAGAACUACAAGACCUAACCAACAAACUACCCUCAGCUCUAGCUCAAAAAACAUCUUUAACACUAGCCGGAAAACAACCACUAGCCUUGGCACAAUUUCCACUACUAUUGCUAGUCUAAAACGUAAGACCAGCUCAAGCCAACAGAUUAGCAUAAACCCUAGCCCCAAAACAUCCACUACUAAACCCAUCCCAUUGGCCAACUCUAACCAUAGUCCAACUACCACCAACCCUGAGUCCUCUACCCCCAGCCCCAUACUUGAGUCUUCCACCCUCAGUGUGAGAGCACUUCGUGUGAAGACCAGCCGGGUAUCUGCUAGUCUGAAUGACACAAAGGACACAAGGGGGCCAAAGGUUUUACAAGGAGGGCACCCAAAGGUCCUGCUCACAGAGAAGGACCAGGUAAUCAGCAAGACUGACAGAACAGGGAACCAGCCUCAAAACCCUGCACAGAUUUCACCAGGAGUUACCAUGGCACCCAGAGACUGCUCUGACCACAUGGCCAAGGGGGAAAGGAACAGUGGGGUCUACCAAGUGACCCCUGACCCUAAGAAUGUAACCAUCGCAGUGUUCUGUGACAUGGAGUCUCAUGAUGGAGGGUGGACCAUCAUUCAGCUCCGUCAGGACGGAAGUGUGAACUUCAACAGGACAUGGGCUGAAUACCGGACGGGCUUCGGGAACAUGAGGGCCGGAGAGUUCUGGCUGGGCAAUGACCACAUCCAUCUCCUGACCCGACACAGGGAGAUGGUCCUCCGGGUGGAGCUGGAAGACUUUAACAGAGUGAGGGAGUACGCAGAGUACAGGUUCUUCCGUGUGGCUGGCGAACGGCUGCGGUACCGCCUGUCUGUGGGUGGGUACUCGGGCACGGCGGGAGAUGCACUUCAAUUCAGCAAGAGUUACAACCACAACAACAGGUUCUUUACGACUCCUGACAGGGACUAUGACCGCUACCCUUCAGGGAACUGUGGGGUGUACUACGACUCAGGCUGGUGGUUUGAUGCCUGCAUGGCUGCCAAUCUCAAUGGGAGAUAUUAUGUGGGAAAGUACAAAGGGGUGAGGAACGGGAUCUACUGGGGGACGUGGCAUAAUAUAUCUACAGAGUACUACCCAACAAAUGACAGACAAUCUUUCAAGACUGUCAGAAUGAUGAUCAGGCCGAGAGGCUAUGCAAAGUGAGCUAGACAGCUGGCUCUUUGUUUGGCGUACUCAGCUGUUGCAAUUGUCAAACAGCGGGGCUGGGAAACCCUAUAAGGCCUCAGCAAUUUUUCAAUGGGUCCGCGACAUAAACAGGAAACAUAUGUAUUUUUUUGGGAGGAGCACUGUUUAUUAAUGUGCAAAUGCAGACAUUCAGAUUGUACUGCUGUUUCCUAUUUUGGGUGUUUAUAGUGGCUGUUAUUUAACAAGCAGUUUGAAUAUAUUGUAUCUUAUGUACUCUUUGAAAUAUUAUAGUGGGUCAACCCCUUCAUCUUCUUGAUUUCUUGACACAGUUUUUUCCCCCCAAUCGCUUUCGUGCUAUUUUCUCAAGAAUGUGGUACAUUUUCUAAAAAUGUUGAACAAAACUCCAAACUGCUAAUACAUAACACAGCAAGUAUUUUAUUCAAAACCUUUUAUUUUGCAUUCAUUUUGUUCGGAGACAUCUUUCACCACACAACCAUUGAGCCAAAAUAUACGUUUACAGUGAAAUACCAUGAUAACAUUGAUUUAAUCACCAAAAUACAACAUAAUGAUAUCUUCUCAAUUUAGUUGUUUUAACAACCAGUUAAUUAAAUAGAUAAAUACGCAAGAUACAUGGUCCAAAAUUUCCCUUUGAAUGUAAUAUGCUACAGUACUGUAAAUGACAGUAUGUUACACUGUUUUAGCAGAAGGUAAUACAUUUGCACUACCCAUCACAAUUUACAAAAAAAUCUAAUUUCCAUCAUUUCUAUCCCAUGUGUGAUCAAAAGUGUGAUCAACUUUCAAAAUCAUUGAUGAAAAAAAGAAAUAUAUUGUUCAGAUACAAUUACAACAUAAACUCGGCAAAAAAAAAGAAACGUCUCUUUUUCAGGACCCUGUCUUUUAAACAUAAUUCGUAAAAAUCCAAAUAACUUCACAGAUCUUCAUUGUAAAGGCUUUAAACACUGUUUCCCAUGCUUG
Messenger RNA from Oncorhynchus gorbuscha (pink salmon), 5070 nucleotides. Its product is annotated as mucin-5AC-like. NCBI's taxonomy places the organism in Eukaryota, Metazoa, Chordata, Actinopteri, Salmoniformes, Salmonidae. The coding region runs from base 1 to 4113 and encodes 1370 amino acids. The transcript has 2 exons. The record is from RefSeq and is a predicted model, not a curated record.